AUGGUCACUUUGAGAUACAUAAUUAAAGGCACUUCGCAAAUAGAUUUAGCUGGUAUGUUUCGAAUAAGUCCAACUUCUGUAGGAAGAAUAAUAAACGAAACCUCUAUUGCUAUAUGGACUAUUUUGCUGGUUAAAGAAUAUAUCAGCUAUCCAAAAAGCGAAAAUGAAUGCAAAGCUAUAACAAACGAAUUUGAGAAAUGGAACUUCUCCAUUUGCAUAGGGGCUAUUGAUGCGAAACAUAUUGUUAUGCAAACCCCUUCAAGAUCAGGGUCAUUCUACUUUAAUUACAAAAAAUCUCACUCAAUUGUUUUGAUGACUAUUUAUAAUGCAAACUAUGAGUUCACACUUAUUGAUGUACCUUGUAGGUAUCAUUCUAAAAAACUUAAAAAAGCUGCAUAUCUUUUAUGA
This is a messenger RNA of Hydra vulgaris (swiftwater hydra), 408 nucleotides long. The record is from RefSeq and is a predicted model, not a curated record. Lineage: Eukaryota; Metazoa; Cnidaria; Hydrozoa; Anthoathecata; Hydridae.